AUGUGUUUGUUGCUUUCUUAUAAAAAUUCUAAAAUAUAUAAUGAUAAUAAUGACAACUCAGAAUCUGAUAAGAAUAAGCAAGAAGAAGAGAACACUGGUGGUGUUCUCAAGAAAGUUUGCAAAUAA
Molecule: messenger RNA, 126 nt
Organism: Dentiscutata erythropus
Lineage: Eukaryota; Fungi; Glomeromycota; Glomeromycetes; Diversisporales; Gigasporaceae
Source: the annotation of a GenBank genome assembly